Molecule: messenger RNA, 2449 nt
Organism: Syngnathoides biaculeatus (alligator pipefish)
Lineage: Eukaryota; Metazoa; Chordata; Actinopteri; Syngnathiformes; Syngnathidae
Product: CTTNBP2 N-terminal-like protein
Exons: 7
Coding region: 143-1768 (541 amino acids)
Source: RefSeq, a predicted model, not a curated record
GCUAUCCUGGCUGCCACUCCAACGCUUGCUUCCCAUCCAAUUUCAGAGUUCUUCACUCUUCGGAACCGAAGACGGGACGAAUUAGGGAGAAAAGGAGGAGAAAAGUUCAUGUCGGACUUCGGAAAGGAGCUCUGAGGACCACAUGAAGUCCAAGCUGAACAUGGAGAGUUUGACCAAGCAGGAGCUGCUGAUGCUCUUUAGCAUCCUGGAGGGAGAACUGGAAGCGCGAGACCUGGUCAUUGAUGCGCUCAAGGCUCAGCGCAAAGAUUUCUUCGUGCGGGAGCGCUACGGCCGCUACGACCUGAGCGACCCGUUCCUGGCCCUGCAGAGAGACGGCGAGGCCGUGGGGGCCCACCGGAGCAACGACCGGCCGGCCGCCUCCAACCCGCUGGUGGUGCUCAAGCUGGUGGUGGGCCACUGCAGGAGGAUGCAGGAGAAGACGCUGGCCCAGCUGGCGGCAGCAGAAAGCAGGCACCGGAUGGUAAUCAUGGACCUGGAGGAGGAGAAGAGGAAGCACGCAGAGGACACGGCCGAGGGUGACGACGUCACCUACAUCCUUGAGAAGGAGCGCGAGCGCUUGCAACAGCAGCUGGAUUUUGAGCGCAGCCAGGUGCGGCGUUUGGAGAAAGAGCAGCGGCGUGCCGCCGAGCAGCUGGAGGAGGAACGAGCGCAGCACAAGCAGCUCUCUUGCGCUCUGGCCAAAGAGUGCAAGUGGGCCAGCGCCAGAGCCCUGGAGGAGGGCCACCGCCUCACCGAGGCCGGGCGCAAGCUGGACAAGGAGAGGGAGGCCUGCCAGGCCCUGAAGGAGGAGCUGGAGGAGGAGAGGAGGCGAGCGCUGAGGAUGGAGGCCAGGGUGGAGGAGCAGCUGGCCGAGUUCGACACGGAGCGGGAGCAGCUACGCUCGCGACUCAGGAAGGAGGAGGCGCACUGCGCUAGGCUCCAGCAGCAGGUGGAGGAGCUCCAGAGAAAGUUGAGCGUUGUCAGCGUGGUGGAAGACGUUCAGGAGGACUGCGAGCAGUGGGCCACAAAGGUUCCGCUUGGGAAGAAAACGGCAGAAACAAAGCUGGAACACAACAAGGAGGAAAGCCGCCAGGCGACUGCGGAGACGAAAGUCAACGGGCAUCAUUUCGCAACGGAGGCCGACGAGGGUCUCAUUGGAGGAUCCCCAAGCGGGAAUCCCGCAGGCCACCAGACUCUGACUUCGUCCCCGUGCGCUUCCCCGCUCUUAACGAAACGUCAGAUCGCUCCCGCGGUUUGCAAGUCGUCCUACCAAGCCGGAAUCAACCAACGCUUUCAGGCUGCCCGCCACAGGUUCCAGGCGACGCCCCCCGACCUCGAAACCGCCCAGGCGUUGUCCCCCUGCACCUCCCCGCCUCCCCCGGCCGAGUCCAGCAAGCAGAUGGCCCGCAGCACCGUCACCCAAGUCCUGUCCCGCUUCACCACCACGCAGCAGGCGCCCAACCCCUCCCCCUUCGGGACGGACUACCGCUGCUUGACGGCGCCCUUGUCCCCCGUCGCAGCCCGGGCGGCGGCGGCGGCGGCGGGCCCCCCUCAGGGGGUCCGCUCGCCCACGAUCCCCAGGGCGGACAGGGGGAACCCUCCGCCCAUCCCGCCCAAGAAACCGAGCCUGGGUCAAGCUCCGCCCUCUCCGGCCGCCGUCCCGAGGUCGGGCGGGCAUCUGAACGACGGCCCGCGCUCGGGAAGCUGCGGCCUCACGUCCGGCCAAGACGCCGUCAAAGAACUGGAUGUGGUCCUUUCGUCAAAUUGACAUCAUACACUGUGAUAUGAUAUUUAUUAGGAAUGUCUAGAAACAUUAAUCAGCUCACAUAGGAUACAGGAACACAUGCGGCGGAGACUCUCUCGUCAUUUCUGCCACUAAUAACGAAAAACGUAGCUCCGCCCCGACGUACACAGCUUGUCUCUUAAGGAGCGAUGUACCACUUCGGCAUGACACCGCGUACCGUACUACUUUGCUGCAAAAUAGCGUUUUGGAGCCAUUUUGUCGCAUCUUUGUGCUUUUCACAAAAUGGCCAAAAACCGCAAAUAGGAUUAUUACUUUAUUAGUUGAAUAACUUGGAAUAGGUUACACACGCAGAAAAAAAAAAAAAAAUAGGUGAAAAUAAAUGUUGAACCGCAAAUAUGUUGGGGAUGACUGUACUGUAUAUUCCAUUAGUAUCCGUCACAGUAUAUUUGUACUCGUUUUCAUAAUAUGCAAUCUUUAAUCAUCAUUGCUUUUAUUAAUAUAAAUCUGUACAGUUGAUUUGUUUUUUUGUAAAUGUUCCUUACUAUAUUAUAAAAGAUAUAGUUUUAUAAUAUGCUGUCGAUGUUGCAUUUAGAAGAUCAUACUUGUAUUAUACACGGUCACAAGCACGGUACAAUUAUAUAUGUAUAUUUUUUAAUAGAUUAUUACAUCAAAGUUGCUAUUAUUGUUCACCAAUUGUAUCGCAUU